GUUCUGCUGCAUUUUCAAGAUCCUGCACUUCAGCUCAGAGACUUAUAUUUUGUUGAUCCUAAGUGGCUUUGUAAAAUCAUGGCACAGAUCUUAACAGUGAAAGUUGAAGGCUUCCCUAAGUAUCCAAAAGGAAUCAUAAAGCGUUCUGAUGUAGAAAAAUUCCUGCUAAAGAAAAGCAAAUUUCCUAAGGUUUAUAUGUCGCAGUACUUCAAGCUCCUGGAGAAGUUCCAGAUAGCGCUACCAUUAGGAGAAGAUCAGCUCCUUGUUCCGAGCAGCUUGUCAGAUCACCGUCCUGUAAUAGAAUUGCCCCACUGUGAAAACUCAGAAAUUAUCAUAAGGCUGUAUGAGAUGCCCUAUUUUCCUAUGGGAUUCUGGUCCAGGCUGAUCAACAGAUUGCUUGAAGUGUCUUCUUAUAUGCUUUCUGGAAGAGGUACAUUCAUUUCUACUUAA
Anolis sagrei ordinatus is the source of this 450-nucleotide messenger RNA. Lineage: Eukaryota; Metazoa; Chordata; Lepidosauria; Squamata; Anolidae. The record is from RefSeq and is a predicted model, not a curated record.